AUGCCUUCCGCCGUGUCCCAGUUGUACCAAUACACCCACGUCCCCGAAACAGAGGAGAACCUUGAUUGGGCUGACCUUCCGACCAUUGACCUCGCCAAAUAUGGCACACCAGAGGGCAACAAAGAGCUCGCCCAGACACUGAUUGAGGCCAUUCGCACAAAGGGGUUCUUUUACGUCAUCAACUAUGGCAUCUCGCAAGAGGCCGUUGACACACAAUUUGCUCUCGGUCAGAAAUUCUACGAGCUUCCCCUGGAAGAGAAACUCAAGUACGAACCGGACCUGGACUCGGGAGACUACAACGGGUAUCGUCCCGCGGGUAGACGGUUCCUGAGCGGCGGUCUCAAGGACAAGACGGAAGUCUGGAACAUGGCCACCAAGGCUGGACACAUCACACAGCCCCUCCCCAAGCUGUUGGAGGACCGCAAGGAAGAGAUUGAGGGUUUUGCCAAGAACCUGCACGACAAGGUGCUGGAUCCUCUGAACCACCUUAUCGCUCUGGCACUGGAGCUGCCUGAGGACUUCUUCACAAAGAUACACAAGUGGGAGACGCACGACGAGUCCCACCUGCGGUACAUGAAGUACUCAAAGUUCACCCCCGAGGAGAUUGAGAAGCUCGAGGACGGCCUGUGGUCCCGCGGACACACGGACCUAGGCACCAUCACCCUCCUGUUCCGGCAGCCGGUGGCGGCGCUGCAGAUCAGGGACCACAAGACCGGCGAGUGGAAAUGGGCGAAGCCGCUGGAUGGCAGUCUGACCGUCAACACCUGCGACGCCCUCAGCUUCCUGACCGGGGGUUACGUCAAGUCGACCGUCCACAGGGUUGCGGUGCCGCCCAAGGACCAGCGUCACGUUGACCGCCUUGGACUGCUGUACUUUGCUCGUCCGCAGAACGACGUCGUGCUCAAGACCAUCGACUCGCCGGUGCUAAAGCGCGAGGGCUUCACCCAGAACGAGUUCGAGGCCGGCGGCCACCGCGUCCCGACGAUGGGAGAGUUCACCACCCUCAAGCAGUCGUGGCAGCAGCGGAAGGGCGUCAGCUAUCAGUCGUCCGAGGGGCAGGAGAUCCUCCCGGGCUUCAAGGGGCAAUACUUUCAGUAA
Colletotrichum graminicola M1.001 is the source of this 1098-nucleotide messenger RNA. RefSeq names its product 2OG-Fe(II) oxygenase superfamily protein. The coding region runs from base 1 to 1098 and encodes 365 amino acids. The record is from RefSeq and is a predicted model, not a curated record. NCBI's taxonomy places the organism in Eukaryota, Fungi, Ascomycota, Sordariomycetes, Glomerellales, Glomerellaceae. Gene Ontology annotation, molecular function: dioxygenase activity. The transcript has 5 exons.